Daldinia childiae is the source of this 1008-nucleotide messenger RNA. RefSeq names its product Alpha-ketoglutarate-dependent 2,4-dichlorophenoxyacetate dioxygenase. Bases 1 to 1008 code for a protein of 335 amino acids. Gene Ontology annotation, molecular function: oxidoreductase activity. The transcript is spliced from 2 exons. Lineage: Eukaryota; Fungi; Ascomycota; Sordariomycetes; Xylariales; Hypoxylaceae. The record is from RefSeq and is a predicted model, not a curated record.
AUGCCUGGGCUUAUCCAAGAGUCGCCCUUCAAGACUAUCGUAGUCAAGGAGUUGCAUCCUACAUUCGGUGCUGAAGUCAGUGGCGUCAACUUUCAAGAUCUAUCUGACGAGCAGUUUAGAGAGAUAGUUGCUGCUAUGGCCAAGUACGGUGUGUGCGUCUUCAGGAACACGGGUUUAGAUGACAUGGCCCACGUUAAAUUCUCUGAGCGCUUUGGGGAGCUUGACAACAUCCGACGAUAUCUUAUGGGAGGGCGGAAACCCCGAUACGAGCUUUAUGAACUGUUCGACGCUGGGAAUAUAGACGCCGAGACUGGUGGAAUCCUCGAUCCGGAGAGUGCACGGGCACACUCUAAUAGGGGCAAUGGGCUCUUCCACGCGGACUCAACAUUCAACCCGCGGCGAGCAUCGUUCUCUCUUUUACGCGCCUGUGAGCUCCCACCCCCGGGACACGGCGGUAACACGGACUUUGCCGACUCACGAACUGCCUUUGAGGAACUUCCCGAAGAUCUGAGAGAGAAACUCCUUUCGCACGAUUAUGUAGGUGCACAUUCAAUGGCUCAUUCCCGAAAGCUGGGUUCGCCUGCCUUCUUCGAGAGCGUCGACCCGACAACGUCGCCGAUGCAACGCCAUCGAAUUGCACAACUUCAUGAGCCUAGCGGACGAAUGAAUCUAUUUAUCGGUGCUCAUUUGCACCAUAUUGAAGAGAACGGCAGGGAGAUCCCAAACUCCUGGGACCUGGUCCAACGACUCAACCAGCAUGCUACGCAAAAGAAAUACACCACCACCGUGCAGUGGAACAACCCUAGUGAUUUAGUUAUCUGGGACAACCGAUGCGUGCUGCACCGAGCAGGUAGUGGUACCUUUGAAGGUAAAUUCAAGCGUGACAUGAGGCGAACAACAGUCCACGAUGAUAGCCCGACGGCUUGGGGGUUGAAUUCGAAAGAUAUCGUCUGGCAAGGUUUUAAUUCACAGGCGAAACCCAAACAUGCUGGAGCGGUGGGGGUAUAA